AGUGAGAGCGACAGAGAAGGUGGCUUUCUUAUAAGACCUGGUUGUGAAAUGAUGUAAACCGGUUGUAAGAGGUCACAAAGCUAAAAGACACGCAAAUGGCUGAUUAAGGCUAGGGAACGGGAAAGGAAAGCGCAUUAGGGAUGAAGCAUGAAGUCGGUUGGGACUUUGGGGAUGCUGAUGGCUGCAACACUGCUACAAGUGUCCAUGCAGGGUCCUCACCAGCGCUUCCUGUUAAAGAAGCUGCUGAGGGACUAUAACCCGAUGGAGCGACCGGUGGGCAACGACUCCCAGACCCUCACAGUGCACUUCUCCUUCACACUCAUGCAGGUGAUGGAUGUGGAUGAAAAGAACCAGAUACUGACCACAAAUGCUUGGUUACAAAUGCAGUGGUAUGACCAUUACUUAAAGUGGAACCAGUCAGAUUAUCCUGGAGUGAAGAACCUGCGUUUUACCCCUGACCAGAUCUGGACUCCUGACAUUCUGCUUUACAACAGCGCUCAUGAUAAAUUUGAUGCAACUUUUAAAACAAAUGUCCUGGUGAAUUCGAGUGGCUUCUGUGAAUAUCUGCCUCCAGGGAUAUUUGUCAGCACCUGUAGCGUCGACGUUAGGUGGUUUCCAUUUGACAUCCAGCGUUGUGAGCUGAAGUUUGGCUCCUGGACUUUUGAUGGAUGGCUGCUCGAUAUUCAGAUGAAAGAGGCAGAUGUGUCUGGAUACAUGCCCAAUGGAGAGUGGGACUUAAUAGGAGUCCCGGGAGACAGAAACGAGCAGUUCUAUGACUGCUGUGCCGAGCCUUAUCCAGAUGUUACGUUUGUGGUAACGCUACGAAGAAGGACUCUGUUUUAUGCUCUGAACCUGCUCAUCCCCUGUGUGCUCCUCUCCUCCAUGACACUGGUGGUUUUCCUGCUUCCUGCAAAUUCUGGCGAGAAGAUUAGCCUGGGCAUCACCGUUCUUCUCUCUCUCACUGUCUUCAUGUUGAUGGUUGCAGAGAUAAUGCCGGCCACUUCUGAUUCUGUUCCACUCAUAGGCCAGUACUUUGCCAGCACCAUGGUGAUCGUGGGCAUGUCCGUUGUAGCCACGGUCAUUGUUCUUCAGUUCCACCACCAUAAUCCCAACAAUGGACCCAUGCCGCGCGUGCUGCACCUGGUCCUGCUCCAGUGGGUUCCCUGGUUCUUACGGAUGAAACGUCCAGGGGAGAACGCUGACCCGUCUCUGCCCCACAGCUCUGGGGACGUGCAGAGCAAAAGUCUGGCCUCUCCGACCACCACCACCACAACCACCACCACCAUCCCCACGCCUGUGCCUUCAGUGCUGCCGCAGAGCCUCACAUCGUUACAGGCAAGUCUGGCUCAGCUGAAUCACCCCCUGUCAGCCCACCGCCCCAGCACUCAGCCAGUUGUCCUCCCCAACCACAACAACAACCGUGACUCCAUGCCCAACGGUCACCUCCCCUACAUGGGCUUUCAGUCGUUUCAGAACACCAGCGAGAUCGAACCGGUGCAGAGGAACAGAACCACCAGCCACGGGAGGCCUCACUGCGGCUUCGGCCCUGGAGACAGUGAAGGAGCUGCGGGAGGAGGAGGAGGAGCUACAGGAGACACGCCCACACAUAACAAACUAAACUCCCCACACGAAACGCCUUUGACUGUCGACCCCGAGCCCCCCGCUGGGUCGUCCAUGGGGGCGGGUGGUCUGGAGGCGGCGGGUGGAGCAGGGGGGAGAGCCAGUCAGAGCACCAGUGUAGUCACGUCUCGUUCCGGGGCAGUGGACAACCAGCUGAGGGCCCUUUUGGGAGAGGUGCAGUACCUGGUGGAGAGGGUUCGGGAGCAGGACCGGCAGAUGAGUCUGGUGGAGCAGUGGCAGUUUGCGGCAGCUGUGGUGGACCGUCUCUGCCUGGUCGGGUUCAGUGUUUUUAACAUUAUUUGUACGAUAGCGAUUCUCAUGGCAGCGCCCAACUUUGGGGAGGCGCUGUCCAAAGACUUCCUCUGAAAGACACGGAAAGAAUCAGCGAGUUUUGUUAAAAGCACAAUUUCCAAUUAUUAUUUUUUAAAUGUUUUUAAACCUAUUUCAGGGGUGUCCAAACUUUUUUUUUUCUCAUCAAGGGUCCAGUUAUAAAGGACAUAUAUUACACUAUUUUGUGUUUUCUCUGUUAUACUGUUGUUUCCUCAUCACAAACAUACCUGGAGUUGUGUUUUUAUCACACAAACCCUGCAUAUUUUCGUUGAGUUCCUCCUUGUGAUGUCAUGUGGUAAUACAGGAAGUGCUCCACUGUGUUUUUAAACUCCAUAUACCUUCACUGGAAUCAUUUGGAUGAUUUCAGCCCUGGAAUAAGUAAUCUCUAUUAAACAAAAGGUAAAAUGUUGCUGUUAACUUGAAAACUACCUCUACAUGAAAACACAAGGUAGAACGAGCAUUUUGAGCUAAUAAACGGUUUCUCAAACAUGUGUGAAUGAAACAAAACACAACUCCAGGUAUGUUUUUGAUGAGUGACCAAAAUUAUACUGGCUUGAAGCUCACAAGAAUCAGUUUUGUGUAAUAUACUGUAGGGCCUGCAAUAUUACAUUAUAGUCAAAAGUGAAAUUUUUUGUUGAAAUAAUGUACAGAAGUAAUGUCCCAAUAUGCCUUAGCAACACAGGUGUGUUCUAGCCCAAAAUGGUAAGAAAUAAAAUUGCCACUUUGUCACUUAUAAUUAUUUGGGCCAAAUCACCCAGAAACCUGAGGGUUGAUAAAAUAUUUCCGUUGGGACCUACAUUUGGACCCUGGGCCAUCGUUUGGACACUCCUGCUUAUAUAAUGGACAAGUGAAAAAAACAAUCCAAAUUUAAACUGCACUAUUUGAAUUCUGCCCAACAUUUCACAUUUGGACCACAACAGCCCCACUGCAAAAAAAUAAUAUCCAGCCUUGGUCUUUAAAUGUGAGUAUGAGAAUGUGAGUAUUUUUCACUUUAGAUUCAAAAGCCUGUAUGAGAUUAUUUUACUUCAUGAGUUUUUUGGCUGGUUCCAAGAAUAUUUAUGUCAAUGGAGUAAAAAAAAACAACUUAAAACUUAUAAAAAUAGCAAAUAUAAAUUAAUUCUAAAGAAAAUUAAAGUAAAGUAAAUGUAAAUAAUCUGGAUAUUAUUUUUUUGCCUUGCAGUAACAUAGUCUAUGGUCUAGUUUGAACUAAACAUUUCUGUAAAAUAAUUCUUAUAGGCAACAGGGCAGCAUCACAUUCCUUGUAUACUGAGGCUUUAAAAUAGACUGCCUUUUUCACUGCUAAAAAUCAAGUUCUUUUAUAUGCUCAAAUGUUUAAUACACGCUUCUUUGCCAUAGAGAAGCAUGCCUUGUGUAAAGACCAUAGGAAUCACUGGGCUGUGGUUUGCUGCAUGUUACUGAUAUCUGCGCCUUUAAAAAUGAAGCAAGAUUUAACAGCUUUCCCUUUUCCAGGACAUUAAAAUGGACUGCAUUCACUGUUCAGUCUCCUAUCGAUUUCCAUACGAGCCAAUGGGAAACAUUUUAUUGAUGUGAGCUUUGAGAGGUGUGUCCUCUCAUGUUACUUGCUGACCUAUAUGCAGAUAAAUAAUGGUUUAUGGUCUAGUUAUCAUGUCACAAAUCUUUUCAAUAGGAUUAAGCACUACCCCUUCCUUCGCUGUCAUUUCCAAUUUGUUUUUCAGAUGAGACCUCUAUUAAAAUGCAGAGGAAAUCUGUGUGAUAUAUGA
This is a messenger RNA of Boleophthalmus pectinirostris (great blue-spotted mudskipper), 3692 nucleotides long. RefSeq names its product neuronal acetylcholine receptor subunit alpha-7-like. The record is from RefSeq and is a predicted model, not a curated record. Gene Ontology annotation, molecular function: acetylcholine-gated monoatomic cation-selective channel activity; transmembrane signaling receptor activity. Gene Ontology annotation, cellular component: synapse; postsynaptic membrane; neuron projection. NCBI's taxonomy places the organism in Eukaryota, Metazoa, Chordata, Actinopteri, Gobiiformes, Gobiidae. Gene Ontology annotation, biological process: chemical synaptic transmission; signal transduction; monoatomic ion transmembrane transport.